This is a messenger RNA of Acanthaster planci (crown-of-thorns starfish), 10295 nucleotides long. Its product is annotated as FRAS1-related extracellular matrix protein 1-like. Gene Ontology annotation, cellular component: membrane. The record is from RefSeq and is a predicted model, not a curated record. NCBI's taxonomy places the organism in Eukaryota, Metazoa, Echinodermata, Asteroidea, Valvatida, Acanthasteridae. Gene Ontology annotation, molecular function: calcium ion binding. Gene Ontology annotation, biological process: anatomical structure morphogenesis; homophilic cell-cell adhesion; cell communication.
CAAUCCCACGGUCCUAAAAGCUGAUGUUAUUUGUAGGAAAAAAGGUGCUCCAUAGGAAUGAAGUUCUAAACUGAAGUUUGUAACCGGCAGACGACUAUAGAGUCUAGUCGAGCGGGCCACAGUUGUCUACCCACAGUUCAUCCAUGUCUAUUUAGAAGUAAAACCUGCCAGCAGAUCUUGGUUGUAUGGACUUUGGAAUGUCUUAGCCCUGGCAUUCCAGCCGGAGAGUCCAACCACCAGCUGUGCAUAGCGUGAAGGCGGGGUACUAGUCCAACAUGGCUGCCUUGCCACGGCCCAUCCUGCCAGCUCUUCUCUUGACCUUCCACCUGGCAGCCACUUCAGUUGGCCAGCUGGUGCUGGUCAACCAACCCUUGGAGGUGCCGAUCGGCCGGACUGUCAUGCUGGAUGAGAGUGUGCUGGCGUUUCAGGCACCAGGCGAAGACGAGCAGUGUAAGGUGGAGGUAGCUGUGGAUGAGCCAUUUUAUCAACGAGUGGGGAGGCUAGAACCUCAGGUGUUUGACUGUGAGUUCUUCCCAGGCACUAUCCGAUACAUCCACUCGGGGUCUCCGCUUCUCGACCAGGACAUCAUCAAGCUCCGUGCCUACAUGCUGACUCAAACAGACACCAUCAUCGAGACCUUCUACCUCACUGUCAACGUGACCCGCGAGCCCUACCACGUGGUCCGCCCCAUGAUGAACAUUGAAGUGGACGAGUUCAACGGGAUCUCGGACCCCAUCGACAUGCGCAUCCUGGACUUUGACUUCAACCGCUCGUCGGAGGCCGUCUCCUGCUUUGUGCGCGUGGACACGCUGGCCAGUGGGCUGCCGCGGUACGGCCACCUGAUCCGCGGGGAAGGGGAUGACGCCCGCGAUGUCAGGGUGCUAUACGAGAACUGCGACGACUUCCUGUACCUCAACCUGCACUACCAGCACGUCUUGCCCCCGUCGCCAAACAUGGAUUACAUCCAGAUCACGGUAGAGCUUGACGAUCCCCAGAAAUACAAUCAACCAUUCACGGAGCGGCUGUACCUUCCAGUGGACAUUGUGCCCGCUUUCGAGAAUCAGCAUCCUGUGGAGGCGUUCCUGGCGCAGUACAUCCUCGACGUGGACCAGUUCAUCUUGACGACCAUCACCACUGACGUCAUGUCUGGAUCAGAUGACGAAACCCGCGCCAACGAUUUGAUUUUUUAUGUGAGCAAACCUCCAGGCCCAGGUGAGGGCAGUAUUGUCCAUCUAGAUGACCAAAGCAGGCCAAUUGAAUCCUUUCGCCAGGCUGACCUUGCACGAUUGAACAUUGCUUACAAAGCUCCAGAUCGCAGCUACCCCAGUGUUAGACUGAUUGAAAUAGAGUUUGUCAUCUACGACGACUACUUUGCCAAGAGUGAGCCAAUAACAUUAACGGUUGCCGUUCAUCCCACGCAGACCAAUGCCCCGAGAGUGUCCGUCAACCGUGGGCUGACAUUGUUGGAGGGGCAAUCCCGUCCGAUCCGCCCAGAAAAUUUUGAGGUUGUGGACAACGACAAUCUUGGCAUGGUCAGAAUAAAAGUUGUUGGCGGCCCCCAUCAUGGCAGAAUGCUCUUAAACAAUCGUCCAAUGAUCAUGUUCACUCCCCGCGACAUCACUGCAGGCUCAGUAGUGUACCGUCACGAUGACAGCGACACAUUAAAAGACAGCGUCGAGCUGCGAAUCACGGAUAUGACUCACACAGUCCACACGUCCUUCCCCAUCAACAUCCUCCCGAAUGAUGACAGCGCCCCAACGCUCAUACGCAACAUCCAGAUUGAGGUCAAUGAGGGUCAAGCGGUGCGCAUCACCCGCUUCACCCUUCUUGCUGCCGACAAGGAUUCCAACGACGAUUUUAUUGUGUACAGGAUCACAAACCCUCCGAUUGCUGGGGAAAUCUUAAAGAAGUACUCGGCAGACAGCUUUGGUUACCCAGUCACUGACUUCACUCAGAGAGAUCUCUUCCGAGGCAUGAUCUACUACCACCACCUUGGCCAGGAGCAGUUCAUGGACUCCUUCGACAUCGUCCUCCUGGACAACCACAUCCCACCCAACGUUUCCCCGACCCAGGUAGUCUUGGUCAGCAUCUCCCCUGUCCACGACCUCCCACCAGAAGUCUCACCCAAGGCCACCAGGUCCCUCACUGUCCUGGAGACGGAGAUUGCCUUCAUCACGCGGGAGCAUCUCCGGUACACUGACGCAGAAUCGGAUGAUGCAGACUUACGCUACACCAUCACCACCCCACCCUACGUGGCUGCCACACACAGCCUGACGGGCGCCGGCCGGAUUUUCUCCACCACGGGCGUGGUCAUGCCCAUGAAAGACCCCACCAUCCCAGCAGUUCGUACCUUCCAGCAGCGCGACAUUGACCACCACACCAUUGCUUACAUGCCUCCAUUUAAAGAAAUUGGUCCCGACCCUCGUGAAAUCAGAUUCUUAUUUUCUGUCUCGGACCUGUACGGAAACGUCGUUCUUGGACAGGCAUUUGACAUAACCGUUCUUCCUGUCAACAACCAACCACCUGUGAUCUUCACCAAUAACUUAAUGGUUCCCGAAGGAGGAAUACUGAGGAUAUUACCCACCCACUUUAUGAUCACCGACAUGGACACGUCAGUGAACGAUCUUGUGAUCACGCUGAUGUCCUUGCCCCAAUACGGAGUGCUUGUCGUUGGGAACGUCAAUCUAACCGAAGGUGGCACAUUCACGGUUGCAGAUCUCAGCAGCGGCAGAGUGAGGUAUGUCCAUGGUGGAUCUGAAGUUCCAACUGAUGGCUUCAAAGUGGCUGUGUCAGAUGGCGUCCACACCGUCUCCCGUAACGUUAUUGUGAGUGUGUCCCCCGUGAACGACCAACUCCCAGAGAUCUUGCCAGGCCUAAUAACAAGCCUGACUAUUGCAGAGGGAGGGGAGGUAGCAAUCACAUCGGAUGUCUUGGCCGCAACGGACGUGGACACCAACGACCUGCUGCUACAUUUCAUUGUAGUCCAGCAUCCCAGGAGAGGGGUGGUGCUGCGGAAUGGGAUCAUCGUCAACCGCUUCACACAGCAGGAUGUCCAGCGGGGCAGCAUCAGCUAUGUGCACAUGGGCGGUGAGACGGGCAAAGUCCCAGUCCAGGACUCUGUCAGCUUUGUGGUCUCGGACAAGACAAUCCCCUCUUCCCCCGACCUGCCCGUACACGAAAUCCAGAUCACCAUCACGCCUGUUGACAACCAAGCUCCGGGGAUCGUCUUCGGGAAUCCCUUCUUUGUCAGCGAGGGCAGCAAGGCACCGCUGACUCUCGACGUCCUGAGUGCCAUCGAUCGUGACUCUGACCUCAAUCAGCUGACCUUUCACAUCGUUGGCCAGCCGCAGUGGGGGCUGGUUGAGAACAUCCUGCCAAGCCCCGGAUACGAAAAGAGUAACGCUGGCAAGCCCAUAGUCUUCUUCCGUUACCAGGAUAUAGUCAAUGGAAACAUCAACUACGUCCAGUUAAAUCACUCUGGCAUCGAACCCAUGGCAGAUUCGUUCAUCCUGUAUGUCUCAGAUGGGGAACACCCCUCUCCAAAUGUGUCCUUCAUCGUGAACAUAAUCCCCGUGAAUGACGAAGUGCCAGUUCUGACAGUGCAGAACUUCACCGUCUAUGAGAACUCUUUCUUCAAGCUCAGCACUGACUACGUUACGGCCAGUGAUGCUGAUAUCCCCAUGGAGAUGCUGAUGUUCUCGGUCGUCAAGUCCCCAAAACAUGGGAGCCUGGUGGACUGGGCCUUACCAGCUGAAUCCCGCCUUCCUAUCUUUGAUUUCAACCUCAACCAACUCCUGAACACGCUGCGCCUCACAUACCUUCAUGACGGCUCAGAGAGCAACAGUGACAAUUUUGCCAUACGGGUCACAGACGGGAAGCACACAGUGCGCAAGUCAAUCUUCGUCACAAUCACUCCUGUCAAUGACGAAGCUCCAGAGAUCAUCAAAAAUGCUGGCAUCACACUAGACAUAAGGGAGAGCCGCAUCAUCUCACCAGUCAUCCUUCUUACAACGGACAGAGACACAACCGCUGACGAGCUCUAUUACAGCAUUUUGACCCUCCCACGAAGAGGUGUUCUCCAGCGUAAGCUCCCGGACAACACCUGGAGGGACAUAACUGCACUAAGCUCCAACUUCACCCAGGAAGACUUGGACCUGAACCUCAUCCGCUACCUCCACACCUCAGAGUUAGGCUCUAAAGGCCUGGACCGGUUCCGCUUUUCUGUCACGGAUGGUGUCCACACCACUGGCAAGCAGAGCUUUCGCAUUGAGAUCACUAACACAAAACGGGAGCCACUGCAGCUGAUCAACACGGGCAUUGAGGUCCUGGAGGGAGAAUUUGUCAUCAUAGCCCCAGAGAGCCUGGCAGCAUUCGACAAUGGCAACAACCUGGCCGAGAUCUUAUUCAGGGUGAACAGCCCUCCCACAGAGGGACAGCUGGAGGAUAUAUCCCGGCCCGGAGUCCCCAUCUCCUCUUUCUCCCAGAUGGCCCUCGUGGGGCAGCGGGUCAUUUACGUUCACAAGCGGACGGACCGCAUCCGCAAUGACAACUUCAUGUUCAGUGUGACCAACGGGUACCAGACACGAAACGACACUUUCCACAUUGUGGUCAUACCAGUUGACAACUCCCUCCCUGUCCUGAUCAUCAACGAGCCCCUUGUGGUUCCCGAGGGAGGCUUCCAAGUGAUUCCGCCCUCCAAUCUGGAAGCAAUCGACCAGGACACCCCACCACACAUAGUGACAUUCAUCAUCAUGCAACCCCCGCAGUUCGGACAUCUCAUUCUGGCUGGGAUGCCAAUCACCGAUCAGUUCACUCAACACGAUCUCAACAACUACGAUCUAUCCUACCAGCAUGCCCCUAACCUCGGACAAACUGAUGCUGAUUGCUUCUACUUCGUCGUCACCGACAACACCAACGAGGGCUUCCUCAUCAGGGACUCUGUCGUGACUCAUCCCGUGAAAUUCACCAUCAGCAUCGACCGGAUGGACAGCGAUCCACCGCGGCUGAUCACCAAUGAGAUUCCAAUCAAGAUGGAGUCCCGUAACGGACGCUACGCCUUCAUCCUGAGCCAGCAGACCCUCUAUGCAGAAGACCAAUGCACUGCAGACGGAAUCACUUUCACGAUCACGCGCGAGCCACAGCAUGGCUACCUUGAGAACCUGGCCACAAGGCAGAGGGUGAAGGGACAGUUCACCCAGCAUGAGGUCAAUGAUCGCAGCAUCAUGUACAUCAUGAGGGAGAACAUCCACGUCAACAAUGACAACUUCACCUUCUCAGUUUAUGACUGCAAUGGAAAUGCACUGAUGGGCCAAAGAUUUGAAUUCCGCUGGCCACUUGUCCAGUUCACGCGCAGCGACUACAUGGUAUGCGAGACAGUUGGCACCCUACAGAUCAACGUCAUGCGUGCUGGCUUCCACGCCCUCUCCUCCUUUGUCGACAUAGAGGUGAGUGACCUGACGGCCAUCACGGGCCAGGACUACUCCCCGCCCCGGGCCCGGCAGCUCCAGUUCGACCCAGGGGUCACAAUGGCGACCUGGAACGUCGACAUCAUCGCCGACGAGUUGGAGGAGAACCGGGAGCGGUUCCGUCUGACGUUGACCUCUCCAGUGAAUGCUGUGUUGGGGGAGCACGACCGACUGACGGUUAUCAUCAAGGACUCCAAAGAUGGUGCUUGUAAAGGUGAGAACAAUGGAAUGACCAUCACAGAUACCCUUCCGUCUUGCUGCCCUGGCCAAGGAGCCAUCCCUCCAGAAGGCCUGCCGUCUUGCUGCCCAGACCAAGGGCCAGGGCUCCCCUACCCAGGCCCCAUCAUCCCCCAACAGAAUCCCGGCAUACCUGGUGAAGAACCCCUCAGCUACCCGCCCAAGCCAGGGGAUGGGGGUCAACCCCCGAAUUACCAGUCUGUACCUGGACCACAUCCUUUGCCUGAGGGUUACCCGCCUCAGGGGGCGCCUUACGGAGGGGAUUUUGUACCAGGAAAUCCAGAUCAAGGAUUUGUCUAUCCGGGAGAAGGCCAUGAUUUCGUGCCAGGUCCUGGGGUAGAGUGUUGUCCACCCGACCUUGUUCCAGGACAGGGGGACACAGGUCAUCCCUAUCCUCCACAGCCAGAUCCAAGGCAUGGCUCUUACCAACCACAGCAGCCAGGUGCCGACUUUAACCCUCGUGGCCCGUUGGUUUACCCGGCAGACCCAGGGACUUACCCACAGGGUUCAGGAGUGUACCCACAAAACCCAGGUGGCUACCCAGCAAACCCAGAGGUUUACCCCCAGAAUCCUGCACUGUACCCCCAAGAUCCUUCAGUGCACCCUCAAGACUCUGGUUCAGAUCCACAGUACCCUGCCAACCACCAACAUGGGCAGUGGAACCCAGGUUUCCCCAGCAGCAGGGGACAGUACCCGGCUGGCAGCCAUGGUGGAGGUGUACCACCCAGAACAUAUCCGGAUGGGUCACAGCCUCCUCUAACCGAUGCCCAAGGGCAGCCAGUCUGGCCCUGGUACAGCAGAGACAGAGAGCCAUACUAUCCCAGUCAAGGGGGUGAUACCACCUCUGCCACCCAGGGAGGUCCCUACCCAGGUCCUGGAGGGCCUCACUAUCAAGGCCAGGAAGCCAUUAACCCCAGUGCUCAUGGUGGUCCUUCCUACCAUCAAGGAGACGGUGAUCCCCAGUACCCAGCACAGGCAGGUUCUGUUCCUCACUAUCCACAAGGCCAGGGUUGGAAUCGUCAGCAUCCGCCCUCGGCUGGGGUCAACCACCAGCCCAGCCCUGGAGAUCCUUACUACCCCGGAGACCCUAGACAAUAUCCGUACCAGCAAGCUGCAGGACGCAACCCCUACGGCCAUUCUGGUAGCCAGGGCCCCAAUCCACGGUUCCGACCAUCAGGACAGACCUUCCAGUCGGCCAGCAGAGCUCCGGUUUACGCUGGUCAGGACCCCAACCCCAGUCCUGUCAGCAGUAGGCCCCAAGGACCAGGCGGGGUGGCCAACGGACAAAGCAUCCAGUCCAGGCCGGGUGAGAAGGUGCAAGGCCAGCCAGUGGAAGUAUGGACCAAUGGUUCAACAACCAUCUGGACACUGCACGGGAUAGCAUCUGCCCCGACGGUCGUCCAAGGUCACUCCCCGUCCUCUCCUUCAUCCUCGGGGUCUUCAUCCCACCAGCUCCAGCCAUUCCCUGCCGUGGUGCAGGGCCGACCCGGUGCUCCCGCUGGACCCGGGCCGAUCACGCGGCCCUCCGGUGGGCCAGUACCCAGUGGUGGGCCUGCACCCAGUUUGGGGCCUGUGCCCGACGGCGGGCGAUCGCCCAAUCAUAGGGGCGUGACCGAAGCACCUCCAGCUCGAGAGCCGGUCCAGCCGAGGGAGGAAGCAAUACCUCCUGAUCAAUCCCUGCAGCCGCCACCAGGCUGCACAAUGACCAGCAAGGACGAUUUUCUGGUGGAGGAGGCCACCGGUGCCCUGUACAAGUGCAACGGGAACCAGUGGGUCCGGGUGGAGUGGAGUCACAUCCAGGCGGACGACGCAGCCAAUCAGGAUGCAGGAUGCAGGGAAGGCUGGCAUGAGUUAGAUGGUAUGUGUUACCUGCUGGCCACAGAACCUGAAACGUGGGACAGUGCGCAGAGAAUCUGCAGAGAGAGUUACCAAGGCAACCUUGUGACAGUGUCAAGCAGUAAAAUUUACAACUGGAUUCGUUCGCUGGUUGAGAAACACGAAAUUUGGAUAGGCUUAAACAACAAGCAUGCUGUAGGCCAAUGGGAGUGGAUCUCUGGUGACCCUGUGACCUUCACCCGUUGGAAGGUGGGCUCACCGGCGCCCAACACCCACGGCAAUCGCAACUGCGUCGCACAGAACAGCCGCGCCAGGUGGAUUGAGAAAAAAUGCAGGAACAACCGACAGCUGUACAUGUGCGAGAAGCAGUUACGAUGAUGAAGGGCCAGGGUUCAUGUUUAAGCGUUCGCAGAUAUGUUUGGUAUUAGACUGAAAAAAUUUAAGGAAAUCAGGCAAGACAGAAAGAGCCAUCCUUCCUUCUCAAUACAGAAUAAAAGAAGUGAAUUCUUCUCCAGAUCAGGCCUUCAUAUAGGCAAAGUUUCAAUCUGGUUCAUAAUUCCUCGCACGCUUGGCUGAAAUGACACUCAGUCACUCACAGAAGCUUCAAGUGAGAAACGGGAUAUUCAAGGCUUGUAGGCGAGUCCUUCCUUAAAUCCCUUAGUCAAAGGAUUCUACUACAAAACUGAAUUUAAAAUAAUUUCAUGGGUGCAGUUGAUUCUGUCAACAUAGAAGCACUUUUGCUUCUUCAAAUUUUGUUUAACAUGGUGCUAAACUUUUUAAAGAUUAAAAAGCAAAAUUGAAAUAAGUAAUCUUGAAGUAAGUACGCUCGUGAUAUUUGCUUUUAUUCAUUGGAACAAGCAUUAUGACGAGGAAACUGGUACCUUUACAAAAAAUCUGAAGACUGUAAUUUCCAACGGAGACUUACGGUACAUUAUAUUUAUAGAGUUAAAUGGAUUGUCUUUCAAAAAUGUUGGGCGUUCUUUGUUUGUUUUUUUUCUUCAGUGACCUUUUGCCUCGCCCUUCCGACAUGUCCAAAGAAGACCUCAUUUGUUUCACAGACAUUGUGGAAGUCACACUGCCUUGUGGCAGUGGUCGGAAUUGGCCAUGUAAUAACCACGUGGCCCUUUCACAUCAAUUGGCUGUAGGCCGCCACAGUUGCACCUUUAAUGUGCUGCGUAUCACUGCUACUCAGGUUAAUUAGCAGUGGCCGCGAUUAUCCACUCAAGCCAUUCAGAUUCACUUCAGCAUGAUUAUAUCAACUUAGUCCAUUGAAAAUUUGACGUAAGAAAACCAUGAAAUCUUGGCAAACGGAUAGUUUUUAGAAGAAAUUAUUCUUGGAUAUAAGGGAAUAACCACUUACGGCGUCUCCAGUUGUCACCACAAGGGCAAGUAGGGUUGUUUGUGCAUUGCGCAUGUAUGUGUGGGAAAGAUUGGGGAAGUGUCGUUAGCUUGAAAUCCGAAUAACUGUUGGGUUUUUUUUUUCAUUCCCCUGAGAUUUGAGAUAUCAAGAGUUUACGAUAAGUUUAUGAUAAUCACCAACAAUACACCCUCAGUAGCUUACCAGGUUGAAGGUGUCCUUCCUUGAUCAAUUUUUUUUUCUUCAUAUUUUUAGAGAGAUAACUUGUCCUUUGUCCAUUUGUCUUAUUUACUCUCUCAAGUGCCUUUUUAAAUGUCCAAGGACACAAAUAAUCACUAGAAUAUGUGCCUUUGUCCUGUAGACAUGCUUAUCUCCUAAGUUUUGAAUGAUUUCUCCCUCUUUUAUAAAAGGCUGCAUCUCCUCCGCUUUUUUCAAGUGGUAGACUUGCACAGCCACUGAAAGUAACCUGCUCCAUAUCACUCAACAUCCAGCUUACAUUGCAACAUCUGAAAUGUUGUAACUGCAGGAAAAAGUGUACUUUUCUUGUUAACCUAUAGAUUUAUUUUAGAGACUGUACAUGUAUUAAGAGUAAUAGAAUGCAGUAGGUUAUUUGAACAAAUCCAUACAGCAAGGUAUGGAAGAUUUUACAGUUGAAGAUAUUGGCCCUUUUUACAUAGUAUAACGAUUAAAAUGUUACUUUAAUGUCAUUUGUAGAGUUGAAAUUCAUGUAUUUAUCUUAUUUAAGGAGCUUCCAUAUUGUCAUUGUGUUUUGAAGUUGACAUAGUGUGAAAAUGCAACUUGCCUAAGGCCAAAACUAAACGGCGAAUGGGAUAUCUGUUUGCUUUUUUUUCUUUUUAGCUAAAUUCAAGAUUUUAUCUUGUGGACUUUUCACACUGAUGAAGGCUUUCUUUUCAUCAGGGUCUUGUGAACAAAUCUAGCCACAGAUGUAGCCUCAGCUGUUGUACCUCAUUCACAGUUAGGCAUUGCUACACCUAGCAUUCGUGUUUGGUAUGUUAGGCUAUGAGCGAUGAAGUCCUGGCCAACGUUGUAGCUGAAGUAUUUUGCCUUUUACUCCAAAGUAGAGACAUACUCAUUUAUUUGUGUAAACUUAAUUUGUUACGGAACACAAAUAAACUUCAAGCCGGAAAACAGUUUUUCAAAGUGUGACCUGCUGUGUCCCACUGUAAACCUUUGAAAAAAGAGAGACGAGUACUUCCCAACUGGCAGGAAACUUACAUGCAAUACAAUGUACAUUUCUAAUCGUCAAACUACUGAUAGAUUUGAUUCGCUUUGCAACGGUGUGUCCCCAUUCCUAACUCAGAACAAGUAAGAAAUUGUAGAAGUUGCUCAGAGUUGCAAACAUCUGAUAAUAAAUCACAGUGGACGUGCCCAGCAUGCGA